This is a messenger RNA of Effrenium voratum, 1974 nucleotides long. NCBI's taxonomy places the organism in Eukaryota, Dinophyceae, Suessiales, Symbiodiniaceae. The record is from the annotation of a GenBank genome assembly.
AUGGGUUACGAGCAGCAGCUGCAGCGGGAGCUCCGGGAGCAGCUGGAGCGGGAGCUGCAGGACUUCCACCUCGAACACCUCGAAGCCGAAGCCGCACCGGACGGAGAAGCCUUGGACGACCCGGGAGAAGCGGCAGGAGAUGCGACGCAGACGCGGGACCCGUUUCGCGGGCGUCCGGACGCCUCGGUGCCUUCCGCGGGCCUGGUGGAGGCAAGGUUAGAGCCCCAGCUUCGCUUCGCGUCUGACGCGUUCGUUUCCCCGCUCGUCAGGCAGCGGCAGCAGCUGGCAAAUCUGGAGGCUCUGCUGAAUGGCGAAGACUUGGCAGGCGAGGACCUGCCGGAUCUGAGCCAUCUGAGCAGCGCCCAGUUGGAGCGCCUGGAGGCAGAGCUCAGCAGGGGCUUAACGCAGCCAUCCCGGGAUCCAGGGCAAAUUGAAGCCGAAGCUUCACCUCCACCGCCGGAGGCAGCUUCACUGAACAAAGUCUGUUUCGUUUUUUUCUUCGGCCGAGAGCCUCGCAUUUCGCUCCUCUCGUUCCAAUCCCUCUUCCUCGCCAUGAUGCGAUUCGCGGCGAUUUCGGCGGCGCUGCUUCGCGUGGUUGGCGCGCAGCUGCUGCCGGAGGCGCCCGUGGAUUUUGAAGAGCUGCAGCGCCUGAUGCACGAGGAAGGCUUGGCGGACGGCGAUGCGCCGGUGCCCAGCAACCUCUCAAGCCCCAGCUUGUGCGACAGCAGCGUGAAGCAGCACGCGGGGUACCUGGACGUUGCGGCUGGCACCAAGUACUUCUUCUGGAUGUUCGAGAGCCGUUCCAAGCCCUCCAGCGACCCCCUGGUGCUUUGGCUCACCGGCGGCCCGGGCUGCUCCUCCCAGCUUGCCCUCCUCGCGGAGAACGGGCCCUGCAACAUGGCCAAGAACGGCACGGGCACGCAGAAGAACGUCCACAGCUGGACUUCCAACGCCAACGUGAUCUGGGUGGAUCAGCCCGCUGCCACCGGCUUCUCCACCGGUCUGCCCUUGGUCCACAGCGAGGACGGCGUGGCAGGAAACAUGUACAACUUCAUGCAGGAGUUCUACAAGGCUUUGCCGCAGUACAAGGGCUUGGAGUUCUUCAUCUUCGGCGAGUCCUACGCGGGGCACUACGUGCCGGCGGUGAGUCACUACAUCUGGCAGCAGAAUCAGAAGGCCAGCGGCUUCAAGAUCCCUUUGAAGGGCGUGGGCAUCGGCAACGGGCUCACAGACCCCCAGGUGCAGUACAGCUGGUACCCGGACAUGGCCUACGACGGCGGGAAGUCCGAGGGCGGCACCCUCGAGAAAGGCGUCAUCGGGCGGGUGGGCACUUUGGCGAUGAAGGCAGCCUCGGUGCCCUGCGUGAAGCAGAUCGCGUCCUGCAAUGCCGGGGACGACAACGCCUGCACCACCGCCUACGCGCUGUGCAACUACGGGGAGCUGAUCCCGUACCAGCUGACAGGGCACAACCCCUACGACAUGCGCAUCAAGUGCGAGAAACCGCCUUUGUGCUACGACUUCGGCUCGGUGGAGACGUACCUGAACGACCCCAACACGCAGAAGCAGCUGGGGGUGAACAAGAAGUGGGGCAGCUGCAACCGCAUUGUGAAUUUGGCCUUCCAGCACGACUGGAUGAAGAACUACCAGAACAAGAUCCCGGACUUGCUGUCCGCUGGCCUCCGGGUGCUCAUCUACGCCGGUGAUGUGGACUACAUCUGCAACUGGCUGGGCAACAAGAAGUGGGCCUUGGCCAUGGAUUGGCCCCACAAGGACGCCUUCAAUGCGGCAGAGGACAAGGCCUACACGGUGGAGGGCAAGGCCGCGGGGCGGCUGCGCUCGGCGGAGGGCUUUCACUUCAUGCAGGUGUACCAGGCCGGACACAUGGUGCCAAUGGACCAGCCCGCCGUGGCGCAGCAGAUGCUCAACGACUUCCUGCAGGGCAAGUUCGACCAGAAGGAGGCCAUUGUCGUCUGA